Salvelinus fontinalis (brook trout) is the source of this 2038-nucleotide messenger RNA. RefSeq names its product forkhead box protein N2-like. Gene Ontology annotation, cellular component: nucleus. NCBI's taxonomy places the organism in Eukaryota, Metazoa, Chordata, Actinopteri, Salmoniformes, Salmonidae. Gene Ontology annotation, biological process: regulation of DNA-templated transcription. The transcript has 5 exons. The coding region runs from base 228 to 1388 and encodes 386 amino acids. The record is from RefSeq and is a predicted model, not a curated record. Gene Ontology annotation, molecular function: cis-regulatory region sequence-specific DNA binding; DNA-binding transcription factor activity.
CAACCUGCAAAGCGUCCUUUUGGUUUCCAAGGGAACACUGGAACGGAUAGAAGGCAGACGGGCAGGAAUUCGACUUCGAUUCUUCGUAUGGAUAUCAGACAAUAUUUUUUACUUUUGAAUAAUAUAUUUUGCUUAACUCGAGACUUACCGAUAUACCCUGAACUAAUACGUUGCUUUAUUGAUCAUCUAUUGAAUGAGUGUAUAAGAAGUCUUCUGCUGGGAGAGAGAUGGAGAGUGACACUCACACACUGCCACCCCUUCCUACAUCUCUUCUUUAUCCCACCACUCUCUACCAGUCCCCACCUUUCUCCUCUCUUCUGCAGACGUCUUCCACUGUCCAUGUUUCACUCCCUCUGUCUCCUCUCUCGAUCUCACCAUGCCCUACUUGGCUUUCCCCCACAGCCCCAGUUUCCAUUCACCUCAAGACUGAAUCUCUCUCCCCUCUUUUAGACUCCCUGUCCCCCCCUCAGUUCCUUGACGGACAAAACUUACACUGCCUCAACUCUCCAACCACAUCUGACCAAGAUGACUUGACCUGCCUCAACUGGUUACAUCAAAGAGGCAAUUUGCUUCCCCUGCAGCCCUUGCCCAAAACAACACCACUGCCCCAGCUGGAGCCCCAGGAUCCCAUACCUACCCAACACCACCUUUCCUCCCCAUUCAAGCCCCCUUACUCCUUCAGCAGUCUAAUCUUCAUGGCGAUAGAAUACUCGCCAGACAAGAGGCUCCCAGUGAAGGGUAUCUAUGAAUGGAUAUUGAACAGCUUCCCCUACUACAGAGCAGCACCUGGGGGGUGGAGAAACUCUGUUCGACACAACCUGUCUCUGAGUAAGAGCUUCCGUCGGAUUCACAGGGACAAGAACCAGUCGGUGGGGAAGGGCUCACUGUGGUGCGUGUGUCCAGAAUAUCGAUCCGCUCUUCUCGAGGUGCUUAGGAAGACCCAGUAUUACCACAGCACUAACAGCAACUUACUAAACAACCCUGCAUUGUUGGAGGGAGCUGAUUAUGGAGUAUCUAUGGUGUGUGACACUGUGGCGAUCUCAGAUUCCCUUUCUCAAACCCUUCUCCUCUCCUCCCCCUCAGCCUUGACCUCAGACAACCCAACUCUCUCCUCAAAUCCACCUUGCCCUCUGACCCCUGACCAUGAGGAGCUUGUCAAUAUGGAGGCAGUGGAAUAUGAGGAAGAGGUUGGUGAGGAGAUGGAGAAAGACCCCCUGUCAGACAGUGGCUACAUAGAGUUCCAUUACUACCAGUAUCAUCAGUACCAGUAUCUGGUCCUGCCCGGGGACACUGAACUGGAUCUGGAGACUGUAGAGAUCCUGCAGCUGGAUGCUGAGGCCCAAGAGGCUGCUGGGUCACUUCUGGACCUGGCAGGGGGUGGACAUUAGACUGAUCUACAGAUAAUGACAUGCAGUGGGGUCUAAACAAAUUGACCAAUAGACUGGCCUACACUGUGAUGCAAGGAGAUUAUGUGCAACCUGAGUGAUAGAAAUUGACAAUUCGCUGCUGUGUGUUGACACUGCCUGAGAUUUGAUUUGCUGUCAUGAAGUGAUAUAGCUAUGAUUGCAAAUCCAAGCCACCCUACCUGAUGCACUGAAACACAUUAAGCCACUCACCACAUUAAUUGACAUAAACCAAACCUUAGCAUAUGCUUUUGGUACAAAUGAGGGAGGAAAAAGAUUGAUGCUGUACCGAUAUGAUACGAAGAAUCAAGACCUCUGUAUUUUGAUGGAAUACUUCCGAUGAAUGAUUACAUGAGAAAUCUACUGCCAGUUAAUCCACUCUCAGAUUCAGGGGACAAAGAAAGUUAUGUUUAAUCCUCCUGAAUCUUUGUCUGUUAAUGAUUAACAUAUUUUUUUAAUGUUUUAGAUUUUAUAAGCUCUUUACCAGGGGCAGCAUUUAUUAAACACGUGUUCUUGCGGAGAAUAUAUUUUAUAGGCUGUCUGAUUUGUUUGUUUAGAAAGAAACCUUAGACUUCUCAUUCCAUCUAUUUUUCACUUCUCAACUUAACAAUAAAGCACAAAACUCUUUUAAAAUA